CUGGGAUUUAGUCAUGCCAGAGACUAAACAGAAAGAUGCUUACUGGGUAAGGUGGGAUCCAACAGGGUGUAGUACAGAAUGCAGUAAUUCAUUAGCUAUUUUUUUCUGAAGGAGCAUAACACUUUAUGAAGGAAAGGUAAAGGCUUAACGCUCUGAUGCAUUCAUGAGUCUAAUUAAUUAAUUACUUGAAAAUCAAUGAAUUUGAAAUUCAACAGUCUUAGAAAUGGAUGAAAGUGAUGAACCUGAUCAGCCUAUCUCAGCACGGAGGCAAGAAUUUCGAAAGAGAAGAAAACCCAGUCAACCAAUGGUAGACAAAUCCCAGCAGACUGAAGUGACAGAGAAAAAGAGACACUUGCCUGCAUCACAAUUACCUAUCCCCAAAGCUACCCAUAGUAUUGAUAAUAUUUCUGGAAGCAAAGCAAAAUAUGAUUCUCUUAGAUUAUCUUCUCAGAUUCAGAAAAGUUGGACAAAGAGAAAGUAUGGACAGGAAAUGACUGAUGUUUCUCUGCAGACAGACAGCAUUAAAGAAGAGAAAAAAGAAGAAAGCAAAUUGUUUGGUGAAACAGUUUUAUCUGAAGAAAAAUGGGCUGCUGUUGGAGAAGCAGCCCCUGAAAUUCCAAGAAGUGUUCAGGAAGUAGAAAAUCCCCCACUCACUCACUCAAUUCAACUCAAAAUAGACAGAUCUCAGCAGACCAGUUGUACUGGAGACUGGACAAUGGUGAUUAUCCCGUGCAUUGAAAAACAUGACAAGGAACAGCAGACAUACUUUAGUGAAUCAGAAAUAGUGGUGAUUGGAAGGCCAGGUAGUUCUUUCUUAAAGUCAAGGGAAAGUAUGCAGAUACACAAAUCCUCAGGGGAGAUUUUUAUUAGUGAAAAGUCUGAAUCUCAAUCAGCAACAAGUAGUAAGGAAAAAAUUAGACGGAGAAGUAUUAUGGGAUCAUUUAGUCAAGAAACCAAAAAAUAUACUCAGAUACAAUCAGAACUCGAACAAGACAUUGCAGAUGGAGUAUACGGUCCUAUUCCAGAGGAGACCUCUGAUGAUGUACAGUCUCUACCAGCUGAAGAAACUACUGAAGAAGAGAUACUUGCUGAGCUUCAGCCUCCAUCAACUGAGGAGACUUCUGCAACUGAGGAGACUCCUGCAAAUAUUGCCCCUGUUGAAGAGUUUGUUACUCCUGCAAAAAUUGCCCCUGUUGAAGAGUUUGUUACAGAAGAGUCUCCUGUUGAAGUACAGUUUUCCCCAGCUGAGGAGUCCCCUGAAGAAGAGACCCCAGCUGAAGUCGAGUCUCCCUCAACUGAGUCCCUUGAAGAAGAGACCCCAGCUGAAGUUGAGUCUCUCUCAGCUGAGGAGUCCCCUGAAGAAGAGACUCCAGCUGAUGCUCAGUCUCCAUCAUCUGAGGAAGACCGUGAAGAAGAGACUCCAGCUGAAGUUGAGCCUCCAGCAGCCGAGGAGGCCCCUGAAGAAGAGACCACAGCUGAAGUUGAACCUCAAGAAGCUGCAGAGGCACUAGCUGAAGUUCCAUCUCCACGAGCUGAAGAAACACCAGCUGAGGAAUUUCCUCCUGAAGAAGCCCCAGAUGAAGUUCAACCUUUCCCAGCUGAGGAAGAAGAGGCCUCAGCUGAAGUUCAGUCUCUACCACCUGAAGGGGUUCUUGGAGAGGCCCUAGUUGAAGUUCAUCUUUCAGCAAUUGAAGAGACCCCUGAUGAACUUCAAACACCAGUAGCUGAGGAGGAACCAACUGAAGUUCAGUCUUCACCAGAUGAAGAGACACCCGCUGAAGAAGCCCCUAUUAAACUUCACCCUCUGGCAUCUGAGGAGGCCCCAACUGAAGAGCAGCCUCCAGAAAGUGAAGGAAUUACUGCAGAAAAGGACCCUAUUGAUGAACAGCCUCCAUCAUCUGAAGAGACCAAUAUUACACAAGUACCUAUAACAGAUCCUGAAGUUCAGCCUCCACCAUUUGAACAAAGCCCUGUGGAUGAGACUAUGGUAGAUAAUGAUUCUACUGAAUUAAAGGCUCUCCAGACCAUGGAUGUCCCAGUGAUAAAGUUAGAGCCAUUGUCUUUGGAACCUGAGAAAAAAUCUGAAGAGACUGUAGAACCAGAUCUUCCUCCUGAAGACUCAUCCAAUAUCCAGAAAGAUCAGCCUUCUAUUAUUGAAAUAGAGGGUGUAAUUGAAAUAGAACUACAAUAAGGGCCUUCUCCUCAGUUGUAAUCAGGUCUCAACUAAGCUAGCAGUCACAAGCUAGGGAGUUCUGGAAGUACAUACUUUAGAAAAGGGCUGUAGGUACUUGGAAGUAGUUUUGUGAAUAGGGAAAUGAAAGGAAACCCCAAGGGGUGGAUUGCACGCCUUAUUGGAAAAUCAACAAUAAAAACUAGUGGUUUAAAAUUACUUGUUAUUUU
Messenger RNA from Talpa occidentalis (Iberian mole), 2400 nucleotides. It is a transcript of the gene FSCB, whose product is annotated as fibrous sheath CABYR binding protein. Gene Ontology annotation, molecular function: calcium ion binding. The coding region runs from base 224 to 2191 and encodes 655 amino acids. The transcript has a single exon. The record is from RefSeq and is a predicted model, not a curated record. Gene Ontology annotation, cellular component: sperm fibrous sheath; sperm principal piece. NCBI's taxonomy places the organism in Eukaryota, Metazoa, Chordata, Mammalia, Eulipotyphla, Talpidae. Gene Ontology annotation, biological process: negative regulation of protein sumoylation.